AUGUUUAAGACAACCCCUGAUGUCGUUAUUCUUUUCGGUUUCCAGUCGGCUGUUGGUGGUGGGAAGACGAAGGGAUUCGUGCUUUUUUUAUGAUACUCUUGACUACGCUAAGAAAUUCGAGUUGAAAUACCGCAUUGUUCGCAUGGGUCUAACUCAGAAAGUUGAUAAAGGAGUUCGUAGGCAGCGAAAGGAAUGA
Molecule: messenger RNA, 196 nt
Organism: Angiostrongylus costaricensis
Lineage: Eukaryota; Metazoa; Nematoda; Chromadorea; Rhabditida; Metastrongylidae
Source: the annotation of a GenBank genome assembly